CCAUAGAAAGCAGCCUGAGGCAGGUGAGCAUGAAGAAGAGAGAGAAGUCACCGUGUCAAGUGGAGUUCUCCGAGGAGAGAGUUGAACUGGUGAACGACGGCUGCCAGCAACAGAGGCACACCUACCAGCUGCAGAACCGCGGCCCAGGUUCCGUGAGGGUACGGGCGGCCAUCGGAGCCGACAGCGACCAUGUGUUUGUUCUGCUGAGUAGCGGCGAGGAGAAGUACGUGGCUCCAGGUCUGAAGCUGCCCGUGGUCCUCCAGUACUCUCCUAAGGGAGAUGAUGAGGCCUGCCACCAUUGUGGCAGUCUGGAGGUGUUUGUCAACUCCAGUCUCUCUCUCACCAUUCCCAUCUCUGCUGUUCCUCGGAGUCCCAGACUCCACCUGAGUGAGGAGGUGGUGGACGUGGGGUGUCUGGUGACAGAGAACCAGAUCCACACCACCUCCUUCUCCCUCUCCAACCUCGGGACUCGCGAGGGAGCCUUCUUCAUCGACACCUCUCCUCUCCCUGGCUGUAUAUCCCUCCAGCCCACCACUGGCCACCUACUGCCUCUACAGUCCACUAGAAUACAGUUGGAGAUUUUGUGCAAGGAAGAAAUUGAAUUUUCCUAUGCUCUCAGGUUUGUAUUCACAACUCCAUCUUCCAUUCUACACAAAAGUAUUAAAUAGUUAUGUGCCUUCAUAUGCAAAUUCUUACUGGGAGCAAUCCUAAUGGAUAGAGAUGUACAGUUCAACUUCACUUGUGUACCAUCAAUGUACCCUCCCCCUCAGAAUCAGUACGUCAGCUCCACCCACUGCUGUUGACACUCCAGCUGCUAAUACUGGUGGUGAGGGUGAGGAAGAGGAGAAGGCAGCUCCCUCUCUCCUCCUGACAGUGUGUGGGAGACUGGAGUCCAGAGCUCUCAGAGUCCUGGACCCUCUCUCCCUCUCCUCCCUCCCCUCCCUCUCCUUCCCACCCACCUACUAUGACACAACUACCUCCAGACAAGUUAUUCUGUUCAACGAGAGUCCAGUGUCCACUGACUACCUGUGUCUCCUGGACAAGAGAGCCCGAGGGAGUGGGGUGGGCGGGGCAGAGGGUGUGGCCAUGGCCCUCACGGAGGGAGGUCCCGGCCAGGAGAGGUGGAGGGAACAGGGCUCCACUCCUCCUCACGAGUCUAUCAUAUCUGUCCUUCCUUCUCAGGGUACUCUGCUGCCUUAUGAGAAGAGGAAAUUGGAGCUGACCUUUGCUCCCAGGUUCGUUUCCUCUGACAGUGGGUGGAGCCACUUCCAGGCCACACCCACCAGACGUGACUACACACUCUACCUUCGCUUCCUUGCCGUUGACACCAACAGAGAGUCAACAGCCUCUGGAGGUGACCUUGAGGUGGCAGUGUGUGCAACUGCUCUACCAGUGGACGUACAGCUGGAGCCCAGCCCUCCAUUACAGUUUGGAGCCACUCCCACCAUGUCCCCCAUCACCCAGCAUGUCAAGGUCCACAACAAGUCAGACACACUCCCUCUCUACUUCACCACUCACCGUGUCCCUCACUACACUUGUCACCCUCCCUCCGGGCACAUCCCACCCUCACACACCCUCUCCCUCUCCCUCACCUUCACUCCAAAGCAGCUCGGACCACUCAAUGCCAGACUACUCAUCGACAUUCUGACCUCAGACUCCAGAAGUGAGUAAGAGAGAGGAGGAUAGUGAAGACACUGUGGUGGAUCUGAGAGGAGAUAGGAGUGUAGUCCAGG
Geodia barretti is the source of this 1733-nucleotide messenger RNA. The record is from the annotation of a GenBank genome assembly. Lineage: Eukaryota; Metazoa; Porifera; Demospongiae; Tetractinellida; Geodiidae.